CCAGGACCCCUCUCCCAUCUCCCGCCCGAGGCCCCGCCCUGCGCACGCGCCCUGUACGCUCCGGCUCAGGCGCGCACGCGCAGAGAGGAUCCAGGAUGGCGGCGCCCGUGGACCUGGAGCUGAAGAAGGCGUUCUCUGAGCUGCAGGCCAAGGCGAUGGACACGCAGCAGAAGGUGAAGCUGGCCGACCUCCAGAUCGAGCAGCUCAGCAAAAGCAAGAAAUACGCACACCUCACCGACACCGAGGUGAUGAUGCUCGGGGACGAGACCCGCCUGUACGAGGGCGUGGGGCGGAUGUUUAUUCUUCAGUCUAAAGGAGUGAUUCACAACCAGCUUUUAGAAAAACAGAGAAUUGCUGAAGAGAAAAUCAAGGAAUUAGAGCAGAAGAAGGCGUACCUGGAGCGGAGCAUGAAGGAAGCAGAAGACAACAUCCGGGAGAUGCUGAUGGCUCGAAGGACUCAGUAGCUGUGCGGUUCCCCACUCCGGGUGGGUUUGGGCUGUUCAAUAAAACGCUAUUGUGAAGCCUGA
Molecule: messenger RNA, 527 nt
Organism: Cuculus canorus (common cuckoo)
Lineage: Eukaryota; Metazoa; Chordata; Aves; Cuculiformes; Cuculidae
Gene: PFDN1
Product: prefoldin subunit 1
Exons: 4
Coding region: 96-464 (122 amino acids)
Biological process (GO): protein folding
Cellular component (GO): prefoldin complex; cytoplasm
Molecular function (GO): protein folding chaperone
Source: RefSeq, a predicted model, not a curated record